Molecule: messenger RNA, 2625 nt
Organism: Closterium sp. NIES-65
Lineage: Eukaryota; Viridiplantae; Streptophyta; Zygnematophyceae; Desmidiales; Closteriaceae
Source: the annotation of a GenBank genome assembly
AUGCGCGGAUUCAGCGGGAAAUUAGGGCGGUACCGGCGAUGCAUGCUGCUGGUGGGGGGUGUGACUUUAGUGAAUGGGAUUUUGUCUGUGAUUCUACUGGAGUUGAUAAUCAACGGUGCAAGGUCGUGCCCUGGGGGUAACUGCCACUUGCAUGUGACUGAAGCUGAUGCACAGCUGAAGAAUUAUGACAUCCAUUCCACCCGCCAGCUGUCGUCACGCAAGGCCCAGUUCCUCUCGGACGACGCUGAUGUGGACAAUGACCUGGACAUAGAAGCUGACGUGGAUGACGGGUCUGUCGUGGAUAUAGAGCUACCCUCCCUCUCCCUCUCUUCCUCCUCCUCUGUCUCCUCGCACUCUCGUGUCACCCCCUCCCCCUUUCAUUCAAACCGAGCCGUCACCACACCGGGGCCUGUUGUUACGAAAGCCGUUCUUCCCUCACCUGCUGUUACCACACGUACUGUUGCCACACCCAAACAGACUGCCGCCCAAGAGAAACAGGCUCGUCUUCAACAGCAGCAGAGGGAAGCAGCCGCCCGGCAGAAGGAAGCAGCCGCCCGAGAAGCUGCCGCCCAGCAGCAAAAGGCUGCCGCCCAACAGAGACAAGCUGCCGCCCGAGAAGCUGCCGCCCAGCAGCAAAAGGCUGCCGUCCAACAGAGACAAGCUGCCGCCCGAGAAGCUGCCGCCCAGCAGCAAAAGGCUGCCGCCCAACAGAGACAAGCUGCCGCCCAGCAGAAGGAAGCAGCCGCCCAGGAAGCUGCUGCCCAACAGAGACAAGCUGCCGCCCAGCAGAAGGAAGCUGCCACCAAGCAGAAGGAAGUAGCCGCCCAAAAGGAAAAGACUGCCGCCCAGGAGCAGCAAACCGUUGCCGCCCAGCAGCAACAAACAGGCCCGAAAACCCGAACCCCCAAGCCUUUUUACGAACGGAUGAGCGCCAAGUGGCACGUAACCCCUUUACCGCGCGUGCACGGCGCAUACCUGUUACAGCAGAAGCACGACUACUCGUGCGUGUUACUGGUGCAGGACCUGUGCUACCUGUUUAUGGCGGGUAAAGGGGCAUACCAUAACGCGUACACAGGUGUGUGGUUUGUGAGGGAGGCUAUGAGUGAGAAUAGCUCGGAGUUAGUGGGGCCAUACUCGCCUGACUGGAAGAAGCCAAGGGGAGCGACCAAGGGAAGCAGCAGAAGGAGGCUAUUACGUAGUGGCGGAGGGUCGGAGCUAGUGGGGCCAUAUUCGCCUGAGGAGCAGGAGGAGCAGGAACGGCAGAGGGCGCAGAAGGUGGGGGGAGAGGGGGAGGGAGGGGAAGAGGGGGAAGGAGGGGAAGCGGGGCAGGGAGAAGUGCAUGCAAGCGAGUUUCCGAGUGAGGGUUUAGAUCACGCUGUCGCCAUGUGGGAAGUUUCCCGGCACUUUCCAAGGGAGGGGCCGCUGGGGGAGGACGAGGAGGCUGAGUGGGGGGAUGCGAAAGUGGGAGGGGCGAGAGCGUUGGGGGAGAAGUGGAGUGAGAAAGAGAGGUCUAGGAGGCGGCAGCGGUGGAGGAGGAGGGAGAAGGAGGGAGCGGAGCUCUCGCUGUUCUUCCCCAGUGAGAAGACGAUCAGGAGCAAAUGGACGGCUGGGAUCGCUCAGAUGCUUUUUGGGCCAGCUUCGGAGGUUUUAGCCGGGCACAGGGAGGGCCGGCCUGUGUGCUUUGAUCAGGUGGCGUUUGUGCUGAAUGCUCGGCAUUUAAACUCGUCCACACAGGGGUUUAAGGAGGACGCUUGGGGUCUGGCAGAGGUGGCUGCGAAGGUGUUUCAGCGGAGGGAGGAGAACGGGGUGACAGGGGAUGGGAACGGGGAUUUCGAGGUUGAGGAGGAGAUGGAGAUGGGGGAGGAGGAGCAGGAGAAGCAGAGGAGGAGAGACGAAGCCGGUUCGGCAAGUAAAAACAAGGAGAGCCGAGAGGAGAGUGAGAAGAGGUUUCGGGAGGAGGUGAUUCAGCGAGAGAGAACGCACGCACUCGCACGUGUGGUGAUACGGCAGGGAGACGAGGUUUUGAACGCGGCUUUAAGGGGGCAUGACUUUGAUCGGAAGCUGGAAGUCACGGUGGUGGAGAGGGAGGAGCAGCGCACAGUGAGCAACAUGGGGGAGGUGGCGUGGCAUGUGAGGGACCUCUUUCCCCGCCACGUCACCAACCAGUACCACCUUGCUGACUCACCACUGCUCGAGCAGAUGGCACUGUUUCAGCACACGGCGCUGUUCAUCAGCAUGCACGGCGCCUCCCUCAGCAACCUCAUCUUCCUCCCCCCAGGCAGCACCGUGCUCGAGCUCUUCCCUUUCAAGUUCCACUCCGAUGCAUACAAGAACCUCGCCCUGCGCAACGGAAUCAACUACUUCAUGUGGGAGAACACCCACCUGGAAGCUUCCUCCUACACCGACGAUUGCUUAGCUAAGGGCGGGUGGGAGAAUCUGGAGGAGAAGGAGUGUCGGAACGUGAGGGGGUGUUUUCUGUGUGCGAGGGAUCAUUCGGUGACGGCGGUGAAUAUGGAGGAGCUGGAUAAGGUGCUUCUGAAGGUGCAGAGAGCGGUGCGGAGGUUUCUGCAUGAGGAGAGCUUGAAGAAGCUGCAUGGGGUUACAGCAGCUGCUGUUACUGCUUAG